Messenger RNA from Medicago truncatula (barrel medic), 1811 nucleotides. RefSeq names its product syntaxin-121. Gene Ontology annotation, molecular function: SNAP receptor activity; SNARE binding. The transcript has 2 exons. The coding region runs from base 355 to 1275 and encodes 306 amino acids. Gene Ontology annotation, biological process: exocytosis; vesicle fusion; intracellular protein transport. The record is from RefSeq and is a predicted model, not a curated record. NCBI's taxonomy places the organism in Eukaryota, Viridiplantae, Streptophyta, Magnoliopsida, Fabales, Fabaceae. Gene Ontology annotation, cellular component: SNARE complex; endomembrane system; plasma membrane.
UUGCUCAAUACAUUAAUAUUGCAUAAAAAUAAAACUAAUGUUUUUCUCACUAUUCUUUAUAUAAUAACUCACAUGUUGCACCUUAUUGUAAUUUGAACUAGUCUCGCCCACUUCCUCACCCUUUUAUUAUUAUUUUUCAAAGAAAAUUUCAAACUACAAUAUCAUUCAAGAAACAACCAUUAUAUAUAAAUCCCAAAUCCAUAUUUCUCUUCAUUACAUUACAUAACAUAUAAAUAUAAAUACUUCUUCAUUCAUAUUCUCUAAACAGGUUCAAGUGUUCAACUAUAGAUAUUCAACUUCCAGAAAAAGUAACAAAACCUUCUCUUCUCUAUUUUUUCUUACAUAAACAAGAAGAUGAAUGAUUUAUUCUCCGGCUCUUUCUCCCGGUUCCGUAACUCGGAUCAAGUUUCGCCGGACAACCACCACCAUGUGAUCGAAAUGUCAUCACCGAACACUGCACAAACCGGUGUUCAUCUCGACAAAUUCUUCGAAGAAGUUGAAGGUGUUAAAGAGGAGUUGAAGGAGCUAGAUCGUCUCUACGAAAGCCUUAGAGUCUCCCAUGAGAGGAGCAAGACCCUUCACAGUGCGAAAGCUGUGAAGGAUAUUCGCUCCAAAAUGGAUGCUGACGUGGCUUUAGCUCUUAAGAAAGCUAAACUUGUUAAACUACGGCUCGAGGCACUUGACCGGUCCAACGAGGCUAGUAGGAGUUUGCCUGGUGCUGGACCUGGUUCGUCCUCGGACCGGACUAGAACAUCUGUGGUGAGUGGUUUGAGGAAGAAGCUUAAGGAUUCCAUGGAUAGCUUUAACAACCUUAGACAACAAAUAUCUUCUGAAUAUAGAGAAACUGUACAACGUAGAUACUAUACCGUUACCGGAGAGAAUCCUGAUGACAAAACCGUUGACCUCCUCAUUUCCACUGGUGAAAGUGAAACAUUUUUACAAAAAGCAAUCCAGCAACAAGGAAGAGCAAACAUCAUGGACACAAUCCAAGAAAUUCAAGAGAGGCAUGACACAGUGAAAGAGAUAGAAAGAAAUCUAAUGGAGCUUCACCAAGUGUUUAUGGACAUGUCUGUUUUGGUUCAAUCACAAGGUGAACAAUUGGAUAAUAUUGAAAGCCACGUGGCACGUGCUAAUUCGUAUGUUAGAGGUGGGGUCCAACAAUUGCAUGUUGCUAGGAAGCACCAAAUGAAUACCAGAAAAUGGACUUGUAUUGCCAUCAUAAUUCUCCUCAUUAUCAUCUUGAUCAUAGUUUUACCUAUUGUCCUUAAAAAAUAGUUGAGACUUUUCAAAUGGGAUAUUUUUAAUAUUAUAAUCUUGGUGGCUAUGACUAGUUCAAAGGUUAUUAUAUUAUUAGUCAAGUCAAUUCAUGCUGCCUUGACAACUAUGGCAUGGUAUUAUAUAAAUAUUUUAUUCAUUGAUUUACUAUUUUCAUAUAUUGGUUGGUUUGGUACAUGUUUGAAGAUUGAGAUAUUCUUUUUAGAUGAUUUCUAGAAACCCCAUGAUGGUCAUGGUCAACUACCUUGAGGAAAAACUAGUCAAGAAUUUUAUCCCAUUUUGGCAUGUGAAUUGGAGGAGAAGGAUAUAGAUGAAUGUUCAUGGUGGUAUAUAUUCUUUUUUGUUUUAUUAAGUUUAUUAAAUUUAUAUGUAUAUGGGUGAAUUACCUAGUUUAUGUGUGGCAGGAGUUCAAUUGUUUUGCGGGUUUAUGUGCCAUUGUACAAAAGAAUUGCACCUUAUAUUCUUUUUUUUUUUUUAUUCAGUUGCAUUUUUGUAUUUUAUUAUAGAUACAUAUAUAGUUGCAUUGUUUAGUUUUA